GGGGGUGAAGUGGUAUUUGGCCUGGAUCCCUUGGGCAGGCAGGGGUGAUCUUCCAAAACCAGUGGAGGCGCUCGCCCCUUUCCUUCCACCUCAAAGGCGGCCAGGGGAUGAAGGUAGGAGGAACUGGAAGAGGAAAAGUCAAGAGGUACUUGGCUUGCCGUCGACAAGGGUGCGGCCCCGGAGAGCUACCCCGCCCCUUCUUGCUAGAGUCUCGGCUGACGCCUCCUGCGAGCAGGCCGCCGGCUGCCACUGCGGCAGCGCCCGUCGCCUACCCGGACUCGCAGCGCACGGCUGGGAGAAAAGAUGUUCACUGUGCUGACAAGACAACCCUGCGAGCAAGCAGGCCUGAAGGCCCUCUCCCGCACCCCAGCCAUCGUUGCCUUGGUGGUCUUGCUCGUGAGUGUUGUGGUGCUUGUGGCCAUCACACUCAUCCAGAUUCACCAAAAAGAAGUCCUCCCUCCAGGACUGAAGUAUGGAAUUGUGCUGGAUGCUGGGUCCUCCAGAACCACAGUCUACGUGUAUCAGUGGCCAGCAGAGAAGGAGAAUAAUACCGGAGUGGUCAGUCAGACCUUCAGAUGCAGUGUGAGAGGUUCUGGGAUCUCCAGCUAUGGCAAUAACCCCCAAGAUGUCCCCAAAGCCUUUGAGGACUGCAUGCAAAAAGUCAAGUUGCAGAUUCCAGCCCAACUCCACGGGUCCACCCGCAUCCACCUGGGAGCCACGGCUGGGAUGCGCUUGCUGAGGUCGCAAAAUGAAACAGCAGCUAAUGAAGUCCUUGCAAGCAUCCAAAACUACUUCAAGUCUCAGCCCUUUGAUUUUAGGGGUGCUCAAAUCAUUUCUGGGCAAGAGGAAGGGGUAUAUGGAUGGAUUACAGCCAACUAUUUAAUGGGAAAUUUCCUGGAGAAGAACCUGUGGCGUAUGUGGGUGCAUCCGCAUGGAGUGGAGACCACAGGCGCCCUGGAUUUAGGUGGUGCCUCCACCCAAAUAUCCUUCGCAGCAGAAGAGAAGGUGGGACUGAACACCAGCGGCCUCAUGCAGGUGUCCCUGUAUGGCUACGUGUACACACUCUAUACACACAGUUUCCAGUGCUACGGCCGGAAUGAGGCUGAGAAGAGGUUUCUGGCAAGGCUCCUUCAGAAUUCUCCCACCAAAACCGACCUCAUCAACCCCUGUUACCCUCGGAAUUAUACUGCCACCUUCCCCAUGAGCCACAUAUUUAACAGCCUGUGCACAGCAGACCUGAGCCCAGCAAGUUAUCACCCUGAUGACAUCAUUGCUUUUGAAGGAACUGGGGACCCCCUGCUGUGCAGGGAAAAGGUGGCUUUCCUAUUUGACUUCAAAGCUUGCCAAGAUCCAGAAGCCUGUUCCUUUGAUGGGGUUUAUCAGCCAAAGGUUAAAGGGCCAUUUGUGGCUUUUGCAGGAUUCUACUACACAGCCAGUGCUCUAAAUCUUUCAGGUAGCUUUUCCUUGGACAUCUUUAACUCAAGCACCUGGAAUUUCUGCUCACAGAAUUGGAGUCAGCUCCCGCUGCUGCUCCCCAGGUUUGACGAGGAGUAUGCCCGCUCCUACUGCUUCUCAGCCCACUACAUUUACCACUUGCUCGUAAAUGGAUACAAAUUCACAGAGGAGACCUGGCCACAAAUACAUUUUAAAAAAGAAGUGGGGAAUAGCAGCAUUGCCUGGUCUCUUGGUUACAUGCUCAGCCUGACCAACCAGAUCCCAGCUGAAAGUCCCCUGAUCCACCUGCCCAUGCAGCCACGUGUCUUUGUCGGCAUCCUCUCCUUCUUCGCAGGGGUGGCCUUGCUGUGUCUGGCGUUUCUUGUGUACUUGUGCACAGUUUCCAGGAUACAUAGGAGCUCCCAGCAUGCAUUUGACCACACAGUGGAUUCUGAGUGAACCUGUGAAGCAACUUCUGGAGCCCGAGGGCUGUCUCGAGCCAGGGUGGGUGGCACCAGGCAAUGCAAGAAAAAUGGCUGCCUUCAGGAAACACAACUGAAGUUAAUGCCCAGAGCAUAUGCCUCUCAGUUAUUGAUUUCUGGCAAAGCGCCCCUUGGGGGAGCCCUCAGAUCUUCUGUGCACAUUGCUCCUCCAGAGACUCCACCACCCACCUGCUCAUCUACUGGGGAACAUAGGGGAGACAGGCUUCCAAGGUCAGGCUCUUUAUUCCAAGCCUCUCCAGAGGAUAUGACAGUUUGAUGAUGAUGAAUUGACCUCAUGGUUCAGUUUUCCAUUUUUCCUCCUUCAGCAUCCCUCCAGUUUGGAAACUGGUGGAUAUCCGUUAAGACCAUUUGACCCAGUCAGAUGUCUCACUGUAUAUGGCUUCCUCCCAUUGGUCCGUAAAAAGGUCUUCCUUGAGCAGUCCCAUAAACAUUAAUCUUCCUCAGAUCUGUAAAAUGUAGUACCUGGGGACUCCUUUAUCCCAAGGGCAGUGCCAGACCUCUAUUAUGCAGAUAAAACCUGAAGCACAGAGACACACAGAAAGUCUCCCAGAAAACCGCAGGAUAUUCCUGAAGUGGAACCCCCACACAAGGCUCUGAUCACUAGAUAGCAAUGUGUGUAUCAUUAUCCUCAUCUUCCCAUCACAUUGCUAUGCCCUCCAAUAAAACACAUUUAGUCCUAGCAAGGUUAUGGCAUCAGAUCAUAUUUCCUUUGCUAGGCUUUUGCUUAGGGCUGCCUUUCCAUUACUAGUACGGUCUACCAUUCCUACAGGUAUACUUUAUGCCUUCAUAAGACAUCCUUACCAGUUACUUUCCCAAAUUGAAGGCCUUUCUGCAUAGCAGCCACUGGUCAUGACUGGGGAAAGAAAAAGCUGCAGGAACACUGAUCACCAAAGUGGGAUGGGAAAGAACUCCAGCAAGUGCACUGAUUACAAACUAAAACUUAACAUUAUUUCAGAUUGCUGUUUGUGACAGUAUCCAUAUAUGGAAUAAAAGACUCAUUUUAUUCUGACUUA
This is a messenger RNA of Choloepus didactylus (southern two-toed sloth), 2950 nucleotides long. RefSeq names its product ectonucleoside triphosphate diphosphohydrolase 3 (gene ENTPD3). Lineage: Eukaryota; Metazoa; Chordata; Mammalia; Pilosa; Megalonychidae. The record is from RefSeq and is a predicted model, not a curated record. Gene Ontology annotation, cellular component: plasma membrane. Bases 304 to 1893 code for a protein of 529 amino acids. Gene Ontology annotation, biological process: nucleoside diphosphate catabolic process. Gene Ontology annotation, molecular function: GDP phosphatase activity; UDP phosphatase activity. The transcript is spliced from 11 exons.